Bicyclus anynana (squinting bush brown) is the source of this 1822-nucleotide messenger RNA. Its product is annotated as transcription factor 15. Gene Ontology annotation, biological process: regulation of transcription by RNA polymerase II; developmental process. NCBI's taxonomy places the organism in Eukaryota, Metazoa, Arthropoda, Insecta, Lepidoptera, Nymphalidae. Gene Ontology annotation, molecular function: DNA-binding transcription factor activity, RNA polymerase II-specific; protein dimerization activity; RNA polymerase II transcription regulatory region sequence-specific DNA binding. The transcript has 4 exons. The record is from RefSeq and is a predicted model, not a curated record. Bases 346 to 759 code for a protein of 137 amino acids.
GCAGUAAUAUACUUAAUUUACAUGGUUAUUACAUUUGUGAACUAUAAUGAAACUCAAACCUUAGAGUACAUAAUAAUAGUAUAGUACAAAACGUAGAAUACGGCCCUGGUCGAUCAGUAGGCAUCUGUUUAUACAAUUACGGUUAAGAGGCGAGUCAGAGGCGCGCGCUGUUCCUCCUAAAUGACUCCUUCAAAAUUAUAUCCAUCGGGAACCGAGACACUUACGACAAAACAUUCGGAUUAGUAGUACACGUCGUGCAACCGGGCUAAAUGUACGAGUGCAUGUAGCUCGACAAUAUUGCCAUUAUUUACUAACCAUUUUUAUUUUGUAACAUAAUACUUGAAAAUGGAAACGUUUACAAACUAUCAGUUCCACGAAGAGACCUGGGAACAGCUGUGCUCGGUGACGUUUCAAAACAGCGCGGAAACUGUGCCGUCAACAAAACAACGGUGCCAAGCCAACGCGAGGGAACGUGACAGGACGCAAAACAGCGUGAACACGGCAUUCAACGCGCUCCGACUACUGAUCCCCACGGAACCACCGGACCGCAAGCUCAGCAAGAUUGAGAUCCUUCGCUUGGCUGGCAGCUAUAUCACGCAUUUAGACAACCAACUGUAUACAGGAAACAUGGAGCAGCCGUGCAUUCAGAAAAGCGAUAUUGAAUACAAAAGUACCUCCCUGUGUACCUUCUGUUGGUCUACUUUAAAAAAAGAUAAAACAACGUCCCUGGUGAACAAAGAACUUCAAGGGCCUUAUUAAAUGCGGAUUUUCUUCACUUAUGUUAUGGACUAGUCAUAUAGGCGAUGUGGAGGACUGUUUUUAUACAACACUUCAGAGAUCAAGCAAAAUGAUAUUCGUAUGGGAUAUCUGCAAUCACCGUAUCUAUCGCCAUGAUAAUGUAAUCGUGAAUACAUGACUUACAAUAACCCGCCUUGUUGCCGUCACAUUCUUUUUUAUUCUUUACAAGUUAGCCCUUCACUACAAUCUUACCUGAUGGUAAGUGAUGAUGCUGCAAUCUAAAGAUGGAAGCGGGCUAACUUGUUAGGAGGAGAAAGAAAAUCCACACUCCUUUUAAUUUCUACACGACAUCGUACCGGAACGCUAAAUCGCUUGGCGGUACAUCUUUGCCGGUAUAAGGGUGGUCAUGGCCGAAGCCUCCCACCAGCCAGACCAGGAACAAUUAAGAAACCCUCAAUCGGCCCAGCCGGGGUUCGAAGUCAGGACCUCCGUUUCCACCGUCAAUAACACUGCGCCAAGGAGGCCGUCACAUACCUAUGUUUUUCAUGUGCCACUUUACCGGCAACCAUACCUUUUAGACCACACUUCAGUAACCAUAACUUCACCGGCCACCAAUGGCGUAACUGUACCUACAUAUACAUGGCUCGCGGCAUAUUUAAUGGAAACGGGUCCGAAAAAAUAGUUAUUUUAUAUUUUUUUGUAAUUUUCUUUCGAAUGUUAUUUCGGAGCUGACGGUCUCGGAUGAGGGAUCUUUUGAGCUGUGAGCCGUGUUAUUUUGCCAGCCAUGCUAUGUAUAGUUACGCCACUAAGGCAUCCAUACCUUUUAGCUUUAACAGCGAUGUUGCUUGGCUAUAGGGCUUCCGGCCUUGAAGAGCUUUCUAAUAAAAAGUCCUUGUAGGUAAUCUGAUUUUUUAUUAUAUCAUGUCAUAUAGAUAUGAGAUAGUUUUAGAUAAAAAAUAAACAAACAAUAUUUAUAAAAUAUCAUUCUGUGUGGGUAAAUAUAUGUAAAUUGUAAUUAGGUAGGUAAGUACUAAUCAAUUUCAUGGCUAUGUAAUAUUAUUUUAGAUUAUAUCAUUAAAAAAUU